This is a messenger RNA of Galdieria sulphuraria, 956 nucleotides long. RefSeq lists its product as hypothetical. The record is from RefSeq and is a predicted model, not a curated record. The coding region runs from base 49 to 930 and encodes 293 amino acids. The transcript has 3 exons. NCBI's taxonomy places the organism in Eukaryota, Rhodophyta, Bangiophyceae, Galdieriales, Galdieriaceae.
UGUAAUUCGCUUAGACAAUUUAUAUGAUGUGGAUUGGCAUUCCUUGUCAUGAACUUGUCGUUCUUUAGUCAAAAUGGUUAUCAAGUCAUACCUCAUUUUAUAAAGAAUGAGACUUGUUCUCAGUUGAUUACACGAGCACUACAAUGGGUGAAAAGUUUGCCUGUGGACCAAGUAUCCAUCUUUUCAACGGAAAACCAAACUGCAGAUUCCUAUUUCCUUGAAAGUGGUCGAAGUAUUCGUUUGUUUUUUGAGGAAGAAGCUGCAAAGAAUCCCGAGUGUCUACAAGUAGACAAGGAACGAAUGGUUAACAAAAUAGGCCACGCACUACAUGAUUUGGAUCCAGUCUUUCGUUCAUUUUCACGUUCCAACUCCAUCAAGUCAUUAGCUUUGCAGUUAGGCUUUCAAAUCCCAGUACCUGUACAGUCCAUGGUCAUCUUGAAACAACCUUGGGUAGGUGGAGAAGUGCGACCCCAUCAAGACUCAUCUUUUCUUUAUACCCAACCACCUUCUUGUAUUGGUCUUUGGUGGGCGUUACAAGAUGCCACUGUAGAUAAUGGUUGUUUAUGGGUGUUGGAAGGUUCUCAUAAGUGCGCCAUUCAUAAAAGGAUGCGCCGAACACCGGAUGGAAAGAGUAUUUAUUUCUAUGAGGAGAAUCCCAAGGACUGUGACUAUACAGUUUUAGAUAACUAUAAACCUAUAGAGUGUGAAGCGGGUUCACUCAUCUUAUUACACGGAGGUUGGUACCUUGUCUUUAAAUAUAGUGUCACUAGGGUGACUGAAUAUCCAAUAGCUUUAUGGCACUUUAGUUGUAAGAAUAAGAGUAGUCAAAGUCGCCAUGCAUAUUCUUUGCAUCUUUUAGAAGGAAAAGAUAGUGUUUGGUCUCCUGAUAACUGGUUACAGCCUAGUCAUUUACCUUUUGAACCUUUAUAAAGGAGGACUUGAGAGAAAUGCCAUGG